AUGUUAUUUCGCGAACGUUUCGUCUUAAACCUUGCACCGCUUAAAAAAACUAUUACACCAAAUCAUAAAAUAUAUCUUCAUAAUUUUAUAACUUUGAAUACUUAUAAAAGAUAUCCAUCGUUAUUUGUGCAGAAUUUAAGGUUUUAUGCUGGUAAAUCGGGUGGUAUAUGGACUAAUCCGGGGCAGAGUGCGUCACCGAAAAAUCUUUCACUCGAAGAAUUCGGCUACGACCUGACUAAACUUGCAGCGGAAGGAAAGCUUGAUCCUGUGAUCGGACGUGAGGAAGAAAUCAGGCGCACUAUACAAGCUGGUGUUGGAAAAACGGCAAUUGCUGAGGGAUUGGCUCAAAGAAUUGUUAAAGGCGAAGUCCCCGAAAGUAUUAAAGAUAAAAAGGUGAUAGCUUUAGACCUAGGAUCACUUAUUGCAGGUUCAAAGUAUAGAGGAGAAUUUGAAGAACGACUCAAGACCGUAUUACGUGAAGUUCAAGAAGCCGAAGGAAAGCUUAUUUUGUUCAUUGACGAAUUGCAUAAUUUGCUUGGAUUGGGAAGGUCAGAAGGAUCAAUAGAUGCUGGAAAUUUGCUUAAACCUGCUUUGGCCAAAGGUAUAUUAAGAUGCUGUGGUGCUACAACGAUCGAUGAAUAUCGUAAAUAUAUUGAAAAGGAUCCUGCGUUGGCCAGGAGAUUUCAAUCAGUGAUGAUCGUAGAACCGAAUGUCGAAGAAACAAUAACUAUUUUACGAGGUCUUAAAGAAAAAUAUGAAAUACAUCACGGGGUUCGGAUUUCGGACUCCGCACUUGUUGCUGCUGCUACGUAUUCUCAUCGAUAUAUUACGGAUAGGUUUCUUCCGGACAAAGCUAUAGAUCUUGUUGAUGAAGCAUGCUCAAAGCUUCGUUUACAGCAAGAAAGCAAACCUGAAGCAAUUGACAACCUUGAUAGACAAAUAAUAACUCUACGAAUUGAAUUAGAAUCAUUGAGGAAGGAAACAGACUUUGCUUCUCAGGAACGUCGAACGAAAUUGCAGAAAGAUUUAGAUCAGAAGCAAAAAGAGUUAGAUAGACUCAGCAUGAUUUGGCAGGAAGAGCGAGCUAAACUUAAAGAAAUUAAAAACACUAAGUCACAAUUGGAGCAAGCUAAAAUUGAGUUAGAAUCAGCCCAAAGGCAAGGUAAUUUUACUCGAGCAAGCGAACUUCGCUACGGAAUUAUCCCAGAAUUAGAGAAAAAGCUUCCUCAUGAUGUUGAGGAAGAAGGACCAGAAUCACUUAUCCAUGAAAGAGUCAUUUCAGAUGAUAUUGGUGUCAUUGUUUCUCGGAUGACUGGCAUUCCAAUUCAUAACUUACUUCGAAGUGAAAGGGAUAAAUUAUUACAUAUGGAAGAAAAUCUUUCGCGACGCGUUGUAGGACAAGAUGAGGCUAUUCGAGCUGUAUCAGAAGCUGUCAGACUGAGUCGUGCUGGAUUGCAAAGUCCAUCGCGACCAAUUGCUUCAUUUUUGUUCCUCGGCCCUACAGGGGUAGGAAAGACCGAGCUUUGUAAAGCUAUCGCAGAGUUUUUGUUUGAUACAGAAUCAUCUAUCAUUCGUGUAGAUAUGAGUGAAUAUAUGGAGAAGUUUGCGGUGUCCCGUUUGGUUGGUGCACCACCUGGUUAUGUUGGAUAUGAAGAAGGAGGGGAGCUUACAGAAGCAGUUCGACGUAAGCCGUUUUCAGUCGUUCUCUUAGAUGAAAUGGAAAAGGCUCAUAGAGACGUAUCCAACUUGUUAUUACAGAUCUUGGAUGAUGGGCACGUCACUGACUCGCAAGGUCGAAAGAUUGAUUUUCGUAAUACAAUCAUAAUCAUGACAAGUAAUCUUGGUGCUGAUAUCUUAGUCGCAUCAGAUAUUGCAGAAGAGGGUAAAGUAAGCGAUUUGACAAAAGUCGCAGUGCUUGAUGUCGUGAGAAGACAUUUUGCGCCAGAAUUCGUUAAUCGUAUCGAUGAAAUGAUCGUCUUCAAUCGUCUAUCUCGUAUGGCACUUCGAGAUAUAGUGGAUAUUCGCCUUCGAGAGGUUCAACAACGAUUGGAAAACAGACAUGUCACUGUUGAUGUUGAUGAACAUGCUAAAGCAUGGUUAGCGGAUAAAGGCUAUGACCCAGCUUAUGGCUCUAGACCACUAAAUCGAUUGGUUCAAAAGAAGAUCCUUAAUCCAUUGUCAAUGUGCUUAAUAGAGGGAUCUAUAAUGGAUCAUGAAAUUGCUCGUAUUCGCAUGGUAAAAACAAGUAGUGGUGAAGAAGAUUUAAUUGUAGAAAAGAAUCAUGAAGUCUUGGAAGCUAAAACAAAAAGUGAAUAUUAG
Cetraspora pellucida is the source of this 2319-nucleotide messenger RNA. The record is from the annotation of a GenBank genome assembly. NCBI's taxonomy places the organism in Eukaryota, Fungi, Glomeromycota, Glomeromycetes, Diversisporales, Gigasporaceae.